Molecule: messenger RNA, 1842 nt
Organism: Lineus longissimus
Lineage: Eukaryota; Metazoa; Nemertea; Pilidiophora; Heteronemertea; Lineidae
Exons: 2
Coding region: 1-1842 (613 amino acids)
Source: RefSeq, a predicted model, not a curated record
AUGGGAUGCAAGUCUACAACUAAGCAUCAUACUCUCCUACACUUUGACAAGGCUGAAGACAGGGAUGGAACCACCCCAACUGUAAUUGGUAACAGCUUCCUGGGAAAAACCGAAGAUAAAGUCCUGUUCCCAGCAUUCCCUGUCAUAGUCAGAUGUCCAGCUACCAGAAAGGAAAUGAAGACUUGGGCAGGAAUCGAUUCCUACUCCAGCGCCUCUCUGUGUGAAGAAGACGUUCUGCAGGAAUUAUCCAUAGAGCCAGAUGAAAAGCCAGUCGAAUUGAAGACAUUGAAUGGAGUUAGUGCGGUCAAGGAGAAGGAAUUGAGCGAGCAACUCCUACGAUUAGCAGAAUUUGAUCAAGCUGGGAUUGGAACCAAGUAUCACUUCACCAAGCCUACGUCAGCUGAAGAUGUCAAAGCGAAGGAAAUUCUCGACAGCGGCACAUACCUAUGUGAUGGUCAUUUGUACAUUCCAAUACCUCUCGGAGAUUCAGCCAAGGAGAUACCGAACAACAGAGGGUAUGCACUGAAAAGACUUAUGGGAGUCAAGGCGAAGUUUAAGAGAGGAAAGUUUGUCAAAGAAAACUUCACAGAGUACGAGGCCUACCGUGACCUGUUCCAGAAAUACCGAGAAAAAGGGUAUAUAAGAAGGAUUCCAAGAGAUGAGAUUGAAGCUGAUGAGCCAGUGAAUUACGUACCCUUCCAUCAUGUAUACCACCCAGCAAAACCUGGUAAACUGAGGAUAGUCUGGGAUGCAGCUGCACGCUAUGGAGACACCUGCUUAAAUGACCAUAUUUAUACAGGAGAAGACAACAUGAACUCAUUGCUGGGAGUCCUACUCAGAUUCCGGACGGGGGGAGAGAUAGCAUUCCAGGCUGACGUAAAUGCUAUGUUUAACCAGAUCUUCAUCACAAGGCAACAUUGGAAUUUGAUGAGGUUCCUAUGGUUCAAAGAUGAUGACUUGGAUGCAGAACCUGAAGAAUAUCAAAUCCUCCACAAUUUCUUUGGUGGUACCCAUGCUCCUGCCCUAGCUGGAUAUGCUGUAAAGAAGACAUGCAUCGACAACAGAGAUGAUUUCCACCCAGAAACAAUCAAGACGGGACUCAGAAACAGUUAUGUAGAUGACAUACUUAAGUCUUUGGGGCCUGAGCUGGCAGUCAUAGUCGUCUCAGAGAUCUUCAAACUUUAUGGCAAAACUGGAUUUGAGCUGGCCAAGUUUGUAACAACUGAGAGAAGUCUUCUAGAGUUGGUUAAACCAGAGCUGCAGGCACCUUCAAUGAAAGAAUCUUCCGAUCUUGAGAUGGGAUGUGAACACGAAGAACGAGUCCUUGAUGUCAAAUGGAAUGUCACCGAUGACACAUUUGGUUUCAAAACAAGAGAAAAGGAAAGGCCUUUAAGAAGAAGAGGGCUGCUCGGUAACAUAGCCGCUAUGUUCGACCCAGAAGGAAGUGUAGCCCCUGUGACGCUCAUACCGAGGCAAAUUCUACAAGAUAUAACAACUAAGGGGUAUGGCUGGGACGAGCCAUUACCAGAGUUGGAAGCCACUCAAGUUCAGAAAUGGCUGCAGUCAAUACAGAAGUUGGCAGAUUUCAAGAGAGAACGAGCAGUAGUACCAAAGGGAUUUGGCAAGAUAGUAUCAAGAGAGUUGCAUGCGUUCUCUGAUGGCUCAGAGACAGGAGUUGGAUUUGAGAUCUUCAUAAAGUCGACCAACGAAGAAGGAGCAUGUCACAUCUCAUUCCUGCUUGCAAAGGCCCUGGUAACUCCCACCAAGGUCAAGACGAUUCCUAGGAUUGAGCUGCAAGCCAUGCUGCUGUCGAUGAGGGGGGUCAAGUUUGUCAUCAAAUAG